Molecule: messenger RNA, 5037 nt
Organism: Dicentrarchus labrax (European seabass)
Lineage: Eukaryota; Metazoa; Chordata; Actinopteri; Moronidae
Gene: zic4
Product: zic family member 4
Exons: 2
Coding region: 2559-4160 (533 amino acids)
Biological process (GO): regulation of transcription by RNA polymerase II; central nervous system development
Cellular component (GO): nucleus
Molecular function (GO): RNA polymerase II cis-regulatory region sequence-specific DNA binding; DNA-binding transcription factor activity, RNA polymerase II-specific
Source: RefSeq, a predicted model, not a curated record
CAAGACUGGAAUUCAUAUACUCAGACUUGCAACAAGUGAGGCAAGAUUGGAAAUUGUGUUCCAAGAAAGGAGCUGUUGGAACUAUACAUAACUUUGCAAGUGUAUUUAAAGUGUCUAUGAUACUUAUGUGUCUCAAAGUGAUUCUAACAUAUUUAACUUGUAUGCGUAAAAUAUGCGUCUUGAUUAAAAGGCCAAUAACCGUUUAGUGUCAUGAUCCUAAUGUGCUGGAAGCAUACUGUAAAAUAUAAAAUGGCUUCCAGGAGCUAUUUAGGAUUUACAGUGAAAGCCACUUAGCCAAAGCAGCAAAAGCAGCGUUUUAUGAGACCUCUCUGCGAUAUUCAGCUCUUUUUGUUGUUGUUUGGGAUCUCAUACAACUCCCCUGCUUACUUGUCUUCAAGAGUGAGUGCAUGCACAACUUGGACCAGAAAUAGCACUUCAAAGUUUUGCAUUACGCUGGUGCGGUGAUGCCUCUGAAGGCUACAGCUGUGAGCCUCAUGAACCCCAUGCGCAAAGGCCAUUUAAUAAACAUCUUUUGGAUCCGUCAUGUCUCAAAAUAUUGACUCAAUUUCUAACGUGCUGGAUAUGACGCUGUCAGCAACGAUUUUGACAAGUCAAUUCAGAGAAAUAACCAAGAGGAAUAACGUUGUAUUUAUUUUUUCUCAUAUAAGAAUAUGAGCCAAGUGAGUAAGUGUCCUAUUAUUCAGCAUAUUCAAGGCAAUUGCUUUGGUUUAAAUAUGAAAACAACAUAUAUUCAGUCUUCCAAAAACACAAGUUCACAUCAUGUCCAGUUGAUUUUUUUAUCAACGAAAAUUUAAAGAUCGUGAUUAAAUAUUUUAUGGUUAAAUAUUAACGACCGCCUGUGACAAUAAAUUCAGGCUGUAGUCCCACAACCCCCACAUAUUACUUCACCGUAGAAGUUAAAUAACACAUUAACACACUUCAUGUUUGACAUCUAAGUGAUCACCACUCUAUGUGACCGUCUUUAAGGUCACAGUAAUUUAUUUUUUGUCUCCAACUGCAAAGAUUAAGUGUUCAGUCCAAACAACCCCCCCAAAAUUUGCAGCGGUCGGUAACACAAUUUUGGUUGCAACACACCAGAUAUAACUCAAAACACUUGAAACAAUAAAGUCACAUGUGUUAAAGUAAUAACUGUUAAUUAUAUAAGUAUCACUAUGGCAAGACAAAAAAAAAAAAUCUAAAUUUGCUAUUUGUGAUAUUCAAGUAAAUUAGUAAAAUAUUUCGGCCAUUCAUGUUUGUUACAGAGACGAACAAUGUCCACCGUACUGCAGACUGUAAACCGUGUACAGUAAAAUCCAAACAUUACUCGAUAUUUUAAUGACUACACAUUGGAUUUUAUAAAUAGUCCUGGUUUAAAAAGACAAAGUCCAUGGAAAAAAUAACCAUGAGUGACUGGUAAAUCAUUUAUAUGGCAUGUUGUUAGGAUUAGAAUAACUAAUAUCUCUCAUUUAAGCACUCAAACAAAAAGAAUAAAGGAAUCACUAAGCUCAAGUACUACACUUUGUAGGAUAAUAUUGUAGUAACCGAUACUUACAGUGCACACACGUUUUAUUUUGAACUUAAGUCUGCAACGGCACUACCUCCUGUGACCCUCAGCUGCUGCCGUCCUGGGUCUAAAGCAAAAUUACCCCGGAUCAUAACAACAGGUCCCGUCCAUUAAAUUUUUUUUUCCUCGGGACAAUGGCCGCAGCUCGCCCUAUUCACACUUCCUACACACACCGAUCCCAGCGAGCAGAGCGCGGAGUCAGCACUGUAGUGCGCGCUGAAGAGCUAACGACUGGAUAUGUAAAUAUGGGUAUUUAUCUUAGCGCAUAAUAAUGGUAUGUACUCCGGACUAUUUUAAACUCCCACGUGGAGUUUUCCUUUGGUUAAGUUGACAAGUUUUGUCUCCGCUCACGCCGAUCUUUUACGUGCGUAAAGUUGUGCGUAAUUUGUGCGUAAAGUUGUCCUUCACACGUUGCGAGGCAAAAUGAAGAUAUCACUGCAUUAUUUAUGAUCCUUACAACUUUUAUAGGGACAAUAUGCAUACUCUUGCGAGGCAGUCUGUUUUGUAAUUGCAUAAUCAAAGUGGGGAAAUUGGUCUUUCAUAGCCGCGCAGCCUUUGUUCGCUUUGACAAAAGAAAGACGACUGUAUAUCUGGAUCAACUUUUUAGGAGUUUUAUUGUACAAUAACCUUUGCAUAACAACUAUUUUUCUCAAGCGUUGCCUGAGGCACUGCGCAUGCGUGCUGGCUGCUCGCUGUCACUAAGACAUUUUUCUUCACGUUGGAAACUGUCACUGGUGACGUCAAUCAGCGAGCUCUGACCAAUUAGAGCGCAGGGUGAUUGUUUAGCUCCACGGGCUGCAGCGCCUACCAUGAAUCUCUAUUCAGUAUCAAAGCGUCCUGCUGCUGCCUCUCAACCGAAUGGGAUUCCAUGUAGUCUGCAGAUAGACUUAACUUUAUAAAGUCUUUUUUCUUUAUUUUUCAUUGCGAUUAAAAUAUAUUUGUCAUCAUCAUUAUUAUUUUGCCUGCUGUCAAGUUAUUCUAAAAUUAGGAAGUAAUGAGCGUGGAUGCAUUGGGAAGCCCCGUGAUGGACCCUACGUUUUCCAAACGGAACACGGCGCUGAGAUUAGUUGACUUGGCAGGGGCUCACCACCAUCACCAUCAUCACCACCAUACCCCUCAGAGCGUGACAGGCUUCCCGGGGUUCAGCAGCCAUCCACACUCAAUGGCUCACUCGCACCCUGGGGAGAUUACUGCGGAACCCCGCCUGGGGCCGAGUCCAUUCGGGCCAGAACACAUGGGGCACUCCGCGGCCCUCAAAAUCAGCCCAGCCCAUCAUUAUCCCCACCACCAUCACCACCACCACAAUCAUCAUAUGGCAGGCCACAGUGAAGUGGUCUCCAGUCAAACGGGAGCUUUUGGCCCGGUUCAGGCGACAUCGGUCCCCUAUUCUAUGUCUCACACGGCCCAGGCUUUAUCCGCAGGUAGGGAUUUCCUCAUCCGGAGAGAUCUGACAGCUCAAGCCAUGCCAGUACUGACUGACCAGACUGCUGGUUCAGCCUCUCACCACGGAAUGUUUGUCUCAACAACAGGUAGCUAUCCCGGACACUAUGGUCAUCACCCUGACGCUGGGAACCAUACCCUCUUCUCUGGACUCCAUCACGACCAGCCUUCUAGCGGAUCACCGGGUGGCCAAGCGUUGAAUGGACAAAUAAGGUUAGGACUACCUGGAGAAAUGUAUGUAAGGUCUGAUCACUUGAGUCAAGUAGCAAGCUCCAGGGCUGAUCCGUUCUCCGCCUCGCCUUUGCAUGGCUACGGUGGUCUGAAUCUGAACAUGAAUCUUAGCGCUCACCACCACCACCACCACGGAGCCGGUGCCUUUUUUCGCUACAUGAGGCAGCCGAUAAAGCAAGAGCUGAUUUGCAAGUGGCUGGAGCCGGAGCACUCGCCGAAGAAACUUUGCUCUAAAACUUACAGCACCAUGCAUGAACUGGUAACGCAUGUGACGGUGGAGCACGUCGGAGGACCAGAGCAGGCGAACCAUAUAUGUUUUUGGGAAGAGUGUCCGAGGGAAGGCAAACCAUUUAAAGCCAAGUACAAACUUGUAAAUCACAUUCGAGUGCACACCGGGGAGAAACCGUUUCCAUGCCCAUUCCCAGGCUGUGGGAAAGUGUUUGCAAGAUCCGAGAAUCUUAAGAUUCACAAAAGGACGCACACAGGUGAGAAGCCCUUCAAAUGUGAGUUUGACGGCUGCGACAGACGCUUCGCCAACAGCAGUGACCGGAAAAAGCACUCCCACGUCCACACCAGCGAUAAGCCCUACAACUGCAAAGUGAGAGGCUGCGAUAAGUCCUACACACACCCCAGCUCCCUGAGGAAACACAUGAAGGUGCACUGCAAGUCCCCCCCGCCCAGCUCAGGCUACGAGUCAUCCACCCCGUCCCUGGUCUCCCCCUCCUCAGACUUGGGCCGGGAGCCAGGAGGCUCAUCGGUGCUGUCGGAGCCGGUGGGAGCCUCCCAGCCCGCGAAUUUAAGUGAAUGGUACGUGUGCCACAGUUCAGGUGCCAGCGGCGCCCAGACACCGCCCAGCGGGCCCUCCACACCCGACCCCACAGACGAGCCACCUUACAGAAACCCAGAACCGAGGGACGCGUUUUAACCCAAUUGGACUCAAACAAAACGCGGUGUCACAAGUGAGAGAACAUUUCCAAAAGCUCAACUAUUAAAAAUGGUUUUGGCUUUUGGUGCCUAUACGCCUGUGAAGGCCCACUGGUCCCCCCCCUUUUUUUUUUGGAUGAGCCACCAAACAGACACCCAGAGCCAAGAGACGCGUUUUAACCACAUUGGAAGGAAAAUGUGCAAACCUUAAAGACGUGCUAAUUUCUAGGCACAAUAAAAGAAUAUAUUUUCAAACCUCAGCGACUCAAAAUGGUUGGCUCAGUGCCUACACGCCCUGACGGCCCACUGCUCCACUUGUGGAGAGAGUCGUGUAAAUCCGUUAGAAGAUGUGGUACUUUAUUGUAGGCUAGGCAUGUUGGUGUAAAAUUAUUUUGUAAAUUCGAGUUCUGACUUCAAUAUGUUUUUAUUUAUUUUUCAAUCUGAUCUUGAAGGAUUUUUUUGUAGGCCUAUUAUCGAACCAAAGUGCAUGUUUCAGUUAGGGCAUAAAUGUACAUUUGUAAAUUUUGUAAGUUUCGAUGUGUUGAUGUUGAUAGUUUUGUAAGGAUCUGUCUCAAAGCAGUUUCUUACCGAUUACUGCAGUUAUUUGUACAAACAUUUUAUGUUUACAGCAUUUUUCUUUCCAUUUGUGCAGAGGGUCAACAAUCGAGCUGUUUCAUAAGCCUGCAGUAUUUGAUAUACGACCGUGAAAUUAUAAAUGUUUUAUCAAAGUGGGCAUUUUGUGGUUUUGUAUCAUUGUCGUCAAUAUAUAUAUUUUUUUCUUUUUGAAUAUCUGAAAUCCAGCGGCACUCAAAAUGCGUACCGAAUUGCCUUGUAAUUUGUGAGUAUUUUGAAUAAAUCUUGUAUGACUAAAGUGAAAA